AUGGAGACUGUGCGGAGCGAGAAACCUGCGGCUGCACCGAGGCCGCAGCUGAAGUGCAGCCACGUCGACUGCGCAGCCGCGUUCACCAGGCAGUGGAAACUGAAGGAGCAUGAGACGGUGCACACCGGAGAGCGGCCGGUCCAGUGCACAGUUGCAGGCUGCGGUCGACGUUUCACAAGGAAAUCUCACCUGAGCCGCCACCUGCUGCAGCACACAGGAGACAAACAGUUCAAGUGCAUAUUUGCGACCUGCACCAAGACUUUCCUCACCUCCAGCAAACUGAAAAGACACGUGGGUUGCGCCCACGCAGGGAGAAACAAGUUCUUCACGUGUAACCAGCCCAACUGCUCCUUGACCUUCAAGAAGCGCAGGCUGCUGAAGCUGCACUUAAAGGAGCACGAUGUGUCUGCGGAGUUCAAGUGCACCGAGGACGGCUGCCACGCCACGUUCGUCUCCCACAUCGCCCGCAAUGCUCAUCAGAAGAAGCACGCAGGUUACCGCUGCCCUCAUGCCAACUGCAAGGUGCUGGAACACACCUGGGGGAAGCUCCAGAAGCACAUGGCCAAACACCCAGCCACCUUCGUGUGCACAGUGUGUAAGAAGGUGUUUAAGAAGGCCGAAACACUGCGCAGGCACAAGUGGAUCCAUGCUUCCCACAAGCCUGUCCUGGUCUGUCCUAGGAAGGACUGCCAGGCCUACUUCUCCACCACCUUUAACCUGCAGCACCACAUCCGCAAGGUUCACCUCGAGCUCCUCAAGUACAAGUGCUCCUUCCCUGACUGCCCACGCAAGUUUGCUAUGCGGGAGAGUAUGAAUAGACACCUGCUUCUCCAUGACCCAAGUUCCGUCACUCUGAAGAAACGUCAAAGGGCCAAGAAAUCGUGGCAGAAGCGUCUGAAUGGAAACCAUCACCCCCUCGUGGAGCAAAACCUGCAUCGCCUCUUCGCCCUGCGCAUGCGCAUCUCCAGACGGGCGAAACUGGAAACCAACCUCUCAGGCCUCUUCAAUGAACGCAAGAUCCCUCAUUACGUUGACCCGGAGGUCAACCUGCGCAACCUGUUCGGCAUCAAACAGUCCCGUCCUUUUGAGGAGAAACCGGAGGAGGCUCCACUGGAAGAGGAAAAGGCUCCGGCAGUUUGA
This is a messenger RNA of Limanda limanda (common dab), 1140 nucleotides long. It is a transcript of the gene 42sp43, whose product is annotated as P43 5S RNA-binding protein. Gene Ontology annotation, cellular component: nucleus. The transcript has 9 exons. The record is from RefSeq and is a predicted model, not a curated record. Bases 1 to 1140 code for a protein of 379 amino acids. NCBI's taxonomy places the organism in Eukaryota, Metazoa, Chordata, Actinopteri, Pleuronectiformes, Pleuronectidae.